UUCUGUUUUGGCGUCGAUUAAACAUUAAACAUGGCGGACUUUGGGGACUGGAUCUAGCAAAGUUUUUAGAAGAACCACAUUAGAGCGUGCACAUUUCUGCCAGUGUUCACUGCCUCCGAAAGUGGAUGAUUCAGCAGGAGAAGCCUCAGCUGCCUGCCACCAUGCCGGUGGUGUGGCCUACGCUUCUCGACCUCAGCCGAGAUGAUUGUAAACGAAUCCUGCGCAAGCUCGAGCUGGAGGCAUAUGCCGGCGUGAUCAGUGCACUUCGUGCCCAGGGUGAUCUCACCAAAGACAAGAAAGACCUACUCGGGGAACUUACUAAAGUAUUGAGCAUCUCAACCGAGCGGCAUCGUGCAGAGGUGCGGCGUGCAGUGAACGAUGAGCGUCUCACUACCAUCGCAUACCACAUGUCUGGGCCAAACAGCUCCUCGGAGUGGUCUAUUGAAGGACGAAGGCUGGUCCCCCUGAUGCCCAGGCUGGUGCCUCAAACAGCUUUUACAGUCACAGCCAAUGCAGUAGCUAGUGCCACGGCACAUCAGAACUCUUCCCUACUUCUUCCUGCAGAGACCGGCAACAAAGAAGUGGUGGUAUGUUACUCGUAUACCAGCACUACAGCGACGCCCUCUAGUGUAUCUGCCCCCAGUGCCAGUGUAGCAGCAGCAGCCGUCAAGUCGCCUCGGCCUACGAGUCCUGCCUCCAAUGUGGUAGUGCUGCCCAGCGGGAGCACUGUGUAUGUGAAGAGUGUAAGUUGCUCUGACGAGGAUGAAAAGCCUCGCAAACGUCGGCGCACAAACUCCUCAGGCUCUUCACCCGUCCUGUUAAAGGAGGUGCCUAAGGUGACCCCGCCCACCACAAAGAGCAUCACGGUGCCGGUGAGCGGCAGCCCGAAGAUGAGCAACCUGAUGCAGAGCAUCACAAACUCGCUACCACCCCACAUGUCCCCAGUGAAAAUCACCUUCACCAAGCCAAGCACACAGGCCACUAACACCACCACCCAGAAGGUCAUCAUUGUUACAACCUCUGCAGGCUCCAGCUUUGUUCCCAACAUCCUCUCCAAGUCUCAUAACUAUGCAGCAGUGUCGAAGCUGGUGUCUAGCUCUGCAGGCACAUCAUCUGUUCAGAAGCAGACCAUGGUGAUUUCAGCCGGCACCACCACUGCCCCCGGCCCUGUUGCUGUGACAACUGUGGUGUCCUCCACUCCUACGAUGGUCAUGUCCACUGUGGCUCAAACUGGCUCCACAGCAGCAGUGAAGGUGGCCACAGCGAGAAUGCCCUCCCCCAAAGCUCUGGUGGCUUCUCCCUCUCAGCUCCUCCAGUUCCCCAAGCAGCAACAGCAGCAGCCGCAGCAGACAGUUCCACCCAAAGGCUUGUCUGCGUCUCCGCUCUCGUCCUCCACUCAAACCACCAGCACAGUGUCGGCACCCAAACCCACCAUACAGAUCAAACAGGAGUCAGGUGUGAAGAUCAUCACCCAGCAGAUGCAGCCGAGUAAGAUUCUGCCGAAGCCCUCGAGCGCAGCCAUGCCGAGUAGCAGCUCCGGACCCAUCAUGGUGGUGAGCAGCAACGGAGCCAUCAUGACCACAAAGCUGGUCUCCACCCCGACAGGGACCCAGGCUACAUACACCCGGCCCUCAGUCACACCAUCCAUCGGCGCUCGAAUGGCCACGUCACCUGCUGGGACCACAUACGUCAAAACCACCAGCGGCAGCAUUAUUACAGUCGUUCCCAAGUCUCUCGCUACGCUGGGCGGAAAGAUCAUCAGCACCAACAUGGUUUCCGGCACCACUACGAAGAUCACCACCAUUCCCAUGACCUCCAAACCCAAUGUCAUCGUGGUGCAGAAAACCACUGGGAAAGGAACCACCAUUCAGGGCUUACCUGGCAAGAAUGUGGUCACCACACUGCUAAAUGCUGGAGGAGAGAAAGCUUUGCAGGCUGUCCCGGGAGCAAAGCCUGCAAUCAUCACUGCGUCUCGGCCCAUCACGAAGAUGAUCGUAACGCAGCCGAAAAGUCUGGGCUCUGCCGUGCAGCCGUCUACCACCACCAAGCUCAUCCCAACCAAGAUAGUCUACGGUCAGCAGGGCAAGACCCAGGUCCUGAUAAAGCCCAAGCCAAUGGCGUUCCAGGCGACUGUAGUGAGCGAGCAGGCAAGACAGCUGGUGAGCGAGACGCUGCAGCAGGUGACGCGCGGUCCCGAAGCAGCUGUAAUCCCAGGCUCCAGCCAGGAGGGGGCGCCCAAGGAUGACUCUCCAACCUACAUGGAGAGCAGCCCCACAUCUUCAGACAAUACUCAUGACACCCAGUCCGUCGUGCACGUCAUCAGCUCCAGGGCUCAGGAAUGGACAGAACAAGAAGUCUCAGUGGAAGCGAGUCCCACCAUCAUUUACCAGGACAUAAGUGGAGAGGCCCAGUCUGCCACGUCUACCAUUAAAGCCCUGCUAGAGCUACAGCAGACCACAGCAAAGGAAAAGGCAGAGGCCAAGCCACGGCAGCACACCAUCGAUCUGAGUCAGAUGGCAGUGCCCAUACAGAUGCCCACGGAGAGGAGACAGUCUCCUGAACCCUCGGGCCAGGCUGCAGGGGAGCCUGAGAUCCCAGCAGAGGCCACAGGUAAAUCAGGAAAGGUUGCAGCAGGAGGUGAAGUGACUACAUCCUGCAGUCAGUCACCAUCUCUCUCUUCCACUGUGAAAAGCUCCAACACUCCCGCUUCUACCAGCAGCAGCAGCUCAAUUACUGCCCAGGCAGGAGCUCUCAAGCCGCUGGAGGAGCAGGCCAUAGUGGAGGAGGGAGAACUGGAAGGGGAUACGUUGGACCCUCAAACAGGACUGUUCUACAGAUCAGUAAAUCCAUCAACCCCACCUCCUCCUCCCCCUCCUCCUCCCCCUCUACAGCAGCACCGCACCCCCACACACCCCCUUAGCAAGCCAGUAGUGCUCUCUAUAUCCACGCCCACCAAGUCGACGCUCAGCCAGACCGAGGUCUCCAAAAUCAGCCCCAGUCCUAGGCCUCCGGUUCCAGCCGUGACUGCACGUGCAGAUAAACCCCCUGUCUCUCCUGCCUCCUCUCUUUCCGCUCCCUCUGCAUCUGGAAUCCAGCACACUCCUCCCAAACCGGUCCACACGCCGCAGCUGCCCCGAUUACAGCAGGCACCAAGUUCACACCAUCGACCCAACACACACACACAGCUCUCCCAGCCCCCACCCCUGCAGGCGCACCAUCCCAUUGCCUCAGAUAAAACAGCCAGCAGCAGCAGCAGCCAGGUGCAGCAGCCAAUCAUAACACAAGGAGCAGCAGUCACUAAAAUCACAUUUGGGGCUCCUCCCGUGUCCAGCAGCAGCGGUGAGGCUGCAGUCAAGCUGCAGGCCGAGUCCAGCUCGGAGAAACCCGGCGUCUCGGACAUCCUGAAGAUUUCUAUGAUGGAGGCAGAGAUCGAGCCAGGCACCGAGGCAGUGGUGGUGGACUCAUCCAGCGACUGUGGUGCUUUCAGCAAAGCCGCCUCCACGUCUCCACACAUCAGCAGCUCCAAACAUACACACACCACCUUCGGACGCAUCCAGAAGAACAAAGACCUGGACGUUAUUCAGGUGAUCCCGCAGUACUCCAUCAUGCCUGAUUCGAGCCAGUCAAAUGUUGUGGUUGAGCCAAGCGGCUUCCUGGAGAUCACCGACUACACCAGCCAGCGCCUAGACGACGAGGCCACACUGGACCAGGAAGUGGACAGCAGUAAUGAUGAGGGUGCAGCGCCCAGUCCCAUGGAGACCUGCGCUGACCAAUCACAAUGAGCAAAAGACUUUACUUGUUAUCUUCUUAAACACUCCAGCGUUCACACAGUUACGAACUCCGCUGAAGUAAGGAGUAAGAGAGAAUCUGGCUUGACCGGUGGCAUUCUAAGGCAUUUCCUGAAGAGAAUUUUAUAAAGAACACUUCCUAACGAGAACCCUUCAGUAUCCUAUGGUUGGACAACAAAUAGUUAUUGUUCAGAACUAUUUCUUCUCAAUCCUUGUUUUUUUUUUUUCUUCCAUUACAGGACAGUAUUUUACCCUGAACUGAGAUUUCCUUUUAAUACAUUUCAAAAGCAGAGCUUCAGAAUAGUUUGGUUUUGUUUACUAAAAAAACAUGUAUUAUGAUUAACAUGAUCUGCAAGUCAGACAGGAAGGACGAUUGUUUAUUGGCUCACCUUAACUUGUCAUUCAUUUUGUGUAUGUGUGCUGGAUAUGAUACUGUAGAUUGAGCUCUCGCUUUAGAAAUGAUUAUGUGAAAUUGUUAAGACUAGAUUCUUGAAUCGUUUCCUUGCCGUAUUUGUCUGGAGGGAGUGUGUGCACUGUACCGCUUAGUGUAAAUAUUGUCACGAUACUUAACGUGGGUAGUCAUAGAAGAUUCUUAUUGUCAAGAUGCACUUGUAAACUGACAUUUUUCUCUAGGUUCCGAAAGCGAAAACAUCUGGAAUUCACUCAGUCAUGCUUUGUUGUCUUCAAAUGUACAAUUUAUAAUUUGAAUAGAGUAAACUUUAAUUAAGGAUUCUUGCCAAAACCUUA
Messenger RNA from Clarias gariepinus (North African catfish), 4535 nucleotides. RefSeq names its product EMSY transcriptional repressor, BRCA2 interacting (gene emsy). The record is from RefSeq and is a predicted model, not a curated record. Gene Ontology annotation, biological process: regulation of DNA-templated transcription. The transcript has 21 exons. NCBI's taxonomy places the organism in Eukaryota, Metazoa, Chordata, Actinopteri, Siluriformes, Clariidae. Gene Ontology annotation, cellular component: nucleoplasm. The coding region runs from base 126 to 3782 and encodes 1218 amino acids.